Messenger RNA from Corylus avellana, 846 nucleotides. The record is from RefSeq and is a predicted model, not a curated record. NCBI's taxonomy places the organism in Eukaryota, Viridiplantae, Streptophyta, Magnoliopsida, Fagales, Betulaceae.
AUGCAGUUUGAUUGUGCCGUUGCAGUACAGCUUCUUUAUCCUGACCAAGAUAAUUCUAAUUUGGUUCAUGAGAUGGCAAUGGUCUCAGCCAUUCAGGAAGCUCAGAAGGAUAAUCUCAGAAGCUUUAAUGAUUACACGAUGAAAGUUUUACAGGAGGAUUGGCAAAAGGAAAAACGCGACUUUCUUCAAAGUUUAAGCCGAAUUUCAACAUUACCCAGGACUAAUAUGAUUGAAACCCGCUCCGGGGGUUCUCAUCCUGGUCAAACAGUGUCCAUUGCAUCUAGCUCUCAAGUUUCACCUGGUCCAAAUAGCAUGGGUCUCGUACCUCUAGCUAACAAGCCUAUCCUUGAUAAAAAGGCAUCAGUCUAUGCUGAAGUUGUGAAGAAUCUGAACAAUGCAAGGGAGCGUGGCUUACCAUUUAAGCCUGCUACAGCUUUCAAGGGUGCUUAUGAGAGUUUGGGCGUUGAGGGAUCUAGCGGAAAAUCUGUUAACAUGCAGAAGAUAUGGCACCUCAUUCAGAUGCUGAUGGGUGAGGAUUCAACUAUGCAACAUAAUGUUUCAAAGAAGAUGUCACUAAUCAUUGGUGCAAGGCGCCAUCUGGAAUGGGGGCAUGAGAAAUAUAUCAUGGAUACAAUACAAAGUCAUCCUGCACAGGCUGCUCUUGGUGGGGCUGUUGGAAAUUUGCAAAGAGUCCGCGCCUUUCUUCGGAUUCGUUUAAGAGAUUAUGGAGUUCUGGAUUUUGAUGCAGGUGAUGCUCGUAGACAACCUCCCGUUGAUACCACUUGGCAGCAGGUCUUGAAUACGCUGUUUGGGAACUGUGGUCCGCAUUCUGCUCACCGUUUUUAG